AUGCAGCAGCAAGCGGACAUUUUUGACGGUCAGUACCGUGUCAUUAAACUUCUUGGAAGGGGGGCCUUUGGGGAUGCUUUUCUUGUGAAGGAGAUCGGAGAUGACUCUUUGCUUGUUCUCAAGUGCUCAAAAAUGGUGCAGAAUGACGGUCGCAUUCUUGACGAAGCAAACAAUAUGCUGUUGACUUCGAACGACCACGUUUUACGGUGCUACCGCUCAUGGAUUGAGCCGGCACAUAAACGAUGCUGCAUGCUGCUGGAGUAUUGCGAUGGAGGGGACCUGGAGGACUACCUUGGACUCGCCUUUCCCUUUUCGGAGUCGCAGCUAAUCUCAAUGUUUGCACAGUUGUUGAUGGGGCUUGAGCAUGUUCAUUUGAAGCACCUCAUUCAUCGGGACAUUAAGCUACAAAAUCUCAUGUUUCAGCGUUCCACGGGUAUGGUGAAGAUUGGUGAUUUUGGUCUAAGCAAGGCUCUGCAAUUUACGGAUGAAGUCUCCGUCACACGUUUGGGAACCCCACUGUAUUUCUCCCCAGAGGUCGUUUCUGGUUUGGAGUAUACCAGGAAAACGGAUGUGUGGAGCAUGGGUGUGGCAUUUUAUAGACUGAUGACCAAUGCGCUUCCAUUCCCAGCAACUAGUGUGGAGGAAAUCUAUGAAUAUCUUGUAAAGAAGCGAGCGGUGCAUCCAUGUCGACUGAGAGAAGGCUAUUACUCUGAGUGCCUGGGUGACAUGGUAAUGAAGAUGUUAACGAAGAGUCGCACCAAACGGCCCACAGCCAGGGAACUGCUUUCACUUCCCCUCUUUGCCCCAGUGCUGUGUUCAUGGCCAUGGCAUCCUCCUCGGCUUAAGGGGACAAGUUGCCUUUUUGUCUGUCGACCACAGUCCUGUGUCAACGUUCGUUCUCAACCAUCGUUGAGUUCUGAACGAAUUGGGGUAUUUGAAUACGGCGAUCAAAUCUUUGUGGACACUGAGCGUGUGAGUGCUGGGGGGACGACCUGGCAUCGCGUUCUCUAUCCACUGGAGGGGUAUUGUAUCACUGCCACAAAUGGGGGUCUACAUCUUUUUCAGCGCAUUGAUGAUCCUGCCAGGUGCUCUCCGAUUCCUCAAUGA
This is a messenger RNA of Trypanosoma rangeli, 1107 nucleotides long. Its product is annotated as protein kinase. The record is from RefSeq and is a predicted model, not a curated record. Lineage: Eukaryota; Euglenozoa; Kinetoplastea; Trypanosomatida; Trypanosomatidae. Gene Ontology annotation, biological process: protein phosphorylation. The coding region runs from base 1 to 1107 and encodes 368 amino acids. Gene Ontology annotation, molecular function: ATP binding; protein kinase activity. The transcript has a single exon.